This is a messenger RNA of Guillardia theta CCMP2712, 477 nucleotides long. RefSeq lists its product as hypothetical. The record is from RefSeq and is a predicted model, not a curated record. Lineage: Eukaryota; Cryptophyceae; Pyrenomonadales; Geminigeraceae. Bases 1 to 477 code for a protein of 158 amino acids. The transcript has 3 exons.
AUGCACUGCUUCGCAGGAGAUGUCAGCCGGUGCACGGUUCCGGAGAUGCUGCGAUGUAGCGAGCGGUGCGGUCUACCGUGCGGAGCGGUGGUCGGGUACAUGCUGAUGAUGAAGCCGCUGGCAGGGAUCCCGACGUGGUAUCCGCAUCACAUCCACAGCCUCGAGGAGCAGCUAGUAAGGAUCUCCCUCUGCUGGGACCCCUCGUUCUUCCGGUGCCUGUGGAGCAAGGGAAACACCAACGAGCGCAACUACUGCAUCAUGUUCCUGCGGGAGUUGUUCGGUCCCUCCAGCUACGAGAUGAUCGGGAUGGCGCCCGACGAGCUCUGCAAGCUCAUGUCCGUGGUGCUCGACUCGGACCGCAUGAUGAAGUUAUGCCAGCGGCAUGCAAGCGAGGUGACCAUCGAGACAUGUCAGAACCAUGCCCAAGACGAGGCGAAGGGGACGACCGUCAGCAGCAAGGACAUGUUCGUGAUCUAA